Messenger RNA from Phaeodactylum tricornutum CCAP 1055/1, 1138 nucleotides. RefSeq names its product fructose-1,6-bisphosphatase (gene FBP). Gene Ontology annotation, molecular function: fructose 1,6-bisphosphate 1-phosphatase activity. The transcript has 3 exons. Bases 113 to 1138 code for a protein of 341 amino acids. Gene Ontology annotation, cellular component: cytosol; cytoplasm. NCBI's taxonomy places the organism in Eukaryota, Bacillariophyta, Bacillariophyceae, Surirellales, Neidiaceae. The record is from RefSeq and is a predicted model, not a curated record. Gene Ontology annotation, biological process: fructose 6-phosphate metabolic process; fructose 1,6-bisphosphate metabolic process; gluconeogenesis.
UGUUUGUGUGCGAUCGUGUUCGUCCACCUUUCUGGCACAACAAAGAUUCUUACCAUCUUGCCGUAAAGACACCCUUCUCUCUUUACCAGUCUUUAUCUAUUCCGCAAAAACCAUGUCCGAUAAGUUUGAUUCCGACGCCACAACGCUAAAUCGUUUCGUCAUGUCGUACACGCGUGAUCACGAUUUAGUCAUUCUACUCAACGCGAUUGCGACCUCCUGUAAGCUCAUUACUUCGGCGGUGCAACGCGCCGGAGUCGCCAAGCUCUAUGGUCUUGCCGGUGAAGUCAACUCAACCGGCGACGAUCAAAAGAAACUUGACGUGCUAUCGAACGACAUGAUGAUUAACGCUCUCGUCAACUCCGGUGUCUGCUGCGUCCUUGUUUCCGAAGAAAACGAGGAGCCCAUCAUUGUACCUCCCGGCAAGGCUGGAAAGUACUGCGUUGCCUUUGAUCCUCUCGACGGAUCUAGCAACAUUGACUGCAACGUAUCCGUAGGUACCAUCUUCAGCGUCUAUGAACGCAAACCCGGUAGUAACGGUAGUGCCGAAGAUUUGCUCCGGUCCGGAGCCGACUGUAUUUGCGCCGGGUACGUUGUCUACAGUUCUGCCGUGGAAAUGGUUUUCACCUUUCGAGGAUCGGACGUGCACGGGUUUUGCCUGGAUUCCACCAUUGGCGAGUUUGUGCACACUCGGGAGAAGAUGGUGUUCCCGGCCGAGGGUGGCAAGCGUAUCUACAGCUGCAACGAAGGAAACGCGAACAAUUGGGACCAGCCAAUCAAGGAUGCGUGUGAUCACUUUCGGGAUUCGGAACAGCCCUACACAGCACGCUAUGUGGGCAGUAUGGUGGCAGACAUUCACCGAACCAUUCUGUACGGAGGCAUUUACAUGUAUCCAGCGGACGCAAAGUCGCCGAAGGGGAAACUUCGUCUCUUGUACGAAGGUAUUCCCAUGGCUAUGAUCAUCGAACAGGCUGGAGGUGUUGCUUCGACUGGAUUCUUCAACGGGAAGAUUCAGCGUGUCCUUGACCUUGUCCCCGACGAGAUUCACGCCAAGUGCCCCAUCAUUAUGGGAGGCAAGCGUGACGUUCAGGUUGUUUUCGAUCAGUACAAGAAGGCUGGCAUUGAUGGCCCGACCCUAUAA